CUGAAGCAGGUGCAGGAUGCUAUAGAAGCUGGAUCGGCGGCGGAUCAGAGCGAUUUGUUGACGCUUCAGGCAGACCUACAAGAACUAGUGGAUCUUACUGAAAGUAGCCUUGUCACCGUGAAAAAGAGCACCUUGCUGAAAUCGCUGGAUGAGCCAGACAUUACUGCCGCUACACAUGGAGCCGGUGUACGUGAUGGGAGUGCAUGUCAGACGAGAUCUGUACCGCAGUCUUGUUCACUGCCACCUGUACUAGACAUGGAUGCAGAAUUCGCUGCAUUCCAGGCUGCUAUUGCUGAUGAGGAGACAGAGCCUGUAUCUAGGAAUCCACAAUCAAGUAGUGAUAGCACCGAGCGCACAUCUCACCCUGCCUCAAUUUCACCAUCGUCACAGGAGGCUAGCCGGCCAACGAGAAAUCUCGAUUCAUCACUCACCGGUUCCGAUGUUUCUUCCAUUAAAAAUCAACUUGGUACGCUGGUUGGCAUGAAAUGCCAAGCACCGUUUAUGAGAGACUACAUGGGCCAUCGUUACGUGAAUGCGAUGGUAGUGGACGUGGAGGAUGUGGAUCUGAAUGAAGAAGGAGACGUAGUCGUUAAAGUAAGGGUGAUGUUCAGCAUCCCCACAGAGAAAUCCAUGUUGGCCUGUCCGUAUUACUUGGAUGACAAGUGUCGAUUUUCUGAUGAAGAGUGCAGAUACUCACACGGACACACCGUAGAACUUCGUAGCUUGAGAGAGUAUCAAGAGCUGGACUUCAGCCUGCUCACGGAAGGUAGCAAGUGCUUGAGCCGCUACACGGAUGGACUGUGGUACACAGCCAUCGUUGAUCACAUCGUGGAGAAGGAUGGUGAACCCGCCGUGGAAUUAGAAUACACGUCGUAUAACGAGGUCGCAACCGUGCCCAUGGAGCACACCUUUCCCCUGGGCGCACAGGACGAAGACAGUGACAGUUCUACGUCGUCGUCUGAGGAUGAAGUGUCAUCGAUGGUGACAGCGCGUCAGCAGGAAGCCGAGGAUGACGAGGUUGUACCAACGACACUGUGGCAACCUAACGGUCUUACGCAAGCACUAGGGGAGUGGGAGGCGUAUACAAAGGGAAUUGGCUCGAAACUCCUAGCAAGCAUGGGUUUUGUCGUUGGACAAGGCCUUGGCAAAAAUGGAGAGGGACGGAGAGAGCCAGUGGAAGCGGUUGUUUUCCCACAAGGAAAGUCACUAGACAGAUGUAUGGAGUUGAGAGAGAGAAAGGGGAAACUGGAUACGGUGGAGGAGGUGAUUCGAAAGAGGAGGAAAAAGAGGCAAGCUGUGGAGGGAGCAGCUAAAGGCUACGAUCGCUCAGCGGAAAAAGUCGACGUGUUUGACUUUAUUAAUUCAACAUUGGUCGGUCACAAAGGUAAAUUAAAAGAUUUGUUCGACAGUGCUACAGUUAAUCCUGUAUCAAAGCAUGAGGCAAAGAAACUGGUGAGGAGUGCCUCAACUAAGGAUUUGCAUGUACAGUCAUUUAAAAUCCAGGAGGAAAUCCGCCAAGCAGAGAAACGAUUAGUGUCAUUGCAGCAAUCAUUGCAAAGAAACGAGACAAACAGGGAUAAGGCAGUAGCAGCACAGAAGCGCAAGCAGAUUGACCAGCUACGCAGACAGAUAGACGAGCUGAGGCACAGCGACACGCACAUACAGACGGAGCAUCAGAACAGAAAGAGUCAUCGCAAGCUCACCGUCUUCUGACGGAUCUCGUGGC
Priapulus caudatus is the source of this 1726-nucleotide messenger RNA. Its product is annotated as zinc finger CCCH-type with G patch domain-containing protein-like. Gene Ontology annotation, molecular function: metal ion binding; RNA polymerase II cis-regulatory region sequence-specific DNA binding; DNA-binding transcription factor activity, RNA polymerase II-specific. Gene Ontology annotation, biological process: regulation of transcription by RNA polymerase II; negative regulation of DNA-templated transcription. Gene Ontology annotation, cellular component: nucleus. The record is from RefSeq and is a predicted model, not a curated record. Lineage: Eukaryota; Metazoa; Priapulida; Priapulimorpha; Priapulimorphida; Priapulidae.